Messenger RNA from Lucilia sericata (common green bottle fly), 512 nucleotides. RefSeq names its product larval cuticle protein 65Ab1-like. Gene Ontology annotation, molecular function: structural constituent of chitin-based larval cuticle. NCBI's taxonomy places the organism in Eukaryota, Metazoa, Arthropoda, Insecta, Diptera, Calliphoridae. Bases 90 to 407 code for a protein of 105 amino acids. The transcript has a single exon. Gene Ontology annotation, cellular component: chitin-based extracellular matrix. The record is from RefSeq and is a predicted model, not a curated record.
AAUUCCAUAUAAAUAAUCCAAGAUUCUGGAAACAGAUCAUCAUUCAGUUUUUACCAAACAAACGAAUAAUACACAACAAUUUAAACAAAAUGAAAUUCUUCAUUGUUUUCGCUGCCCUCUUCGCCCUCGCUUUGGCUGCUCCCGCUGAACACCAAGCUGAAAUCGUUCACCAAGAAUCUGAUGUUGAACCUGAGGGUUUCAGAUUCCUUACCGAAACCUCUGAUGGUACCCAUCACGAUGCCGAAGGUAAGGUAAAGGAUGUUGGCUCUGAACACGAAGCCAUCGUUGUUCACGGUUCUUACUCCUGGGUUGAUGAAAAGACUGGCGAAAAAUUCACCGUUAACUAUGUUGCCGAUGAAAACGGUUUCCAACCCGAAGGUGCUCAUUUGCCCAAACCCGAACAUUAAGUGAAAGUAUGAAGUGAAUUGUUAAAUUGUUGUUUAAAAUAAUUUAAUAGUUUAUGAUUUUUCAAAAAGAAAUAAAUAAAUAUGAAUUUUAAAAUUUUAUAAAAA